Messenger RNA from Polypterus senegalus (gray bichir), 2795 nucleotides. RefSeq names its product nucleoporin 88 (gene nup88). The transcript has 17 exons. Lineage: Eukaryota; Metazoa; Chordata; Cladistia; Polypteriformes; Polypteridae. Gene Ontology annotation, biological process: ribosomal small subunit export from nucleus; ribosomal large subunit export from nucleus; mRNA export from nucleus. Gene Ontology annotation, molecular function: structural constituent of nuclear pore. The record is from RefSeq and is a predicted model, not a curated record. Gene Ontology annotation, cellular component: nuclear pore. Bases 35 to 2200 code for a protein of 721 amino acids.
UGACGUCACGCCGCCCGUAGCCGGAGCCGCGAAGAUGGCGGCGUGUUUGGAGGAGAACUGGACAGCUCAUCUGCCUGGCCAUCAACUAUUUAAUAAACUGCGACAGAAUGCUGAUAAAGAGCCGAGUGGAAACGCAAGUAGAUUGGCAAAGAACCUGAUGUUCUGCUUGGACGGAGACCUGUUUGUAUGGGAUAGUAUCGACUGCGUAUUUUAUACGACGAACUUAAGGCAGUUGAACAACGCGGAAAGCUUGGCUUCGGAAGAAUGCCAGACCAUUUUGUGCAUCAAUCCACCAUUAUUUGAUGUCCAAGAAGUGCUGCUAAGCCCCACUCAGUACCAUGUGGCUUUAAUUGGAGAAAAAGGAGUGAGCGUUCUAGAACUUCCUCAACGCUGGGGCAAGAGGUCUCAGUUUGAAGGAGGCCGUGAGAAAAUCAACUGCAGGACAAUUCCAGUGGCAGAGAGAUUCUUCACAAGUUCUCAGUGUUUGAAGUUAAGACAAGCGUCCUGGUAUCCCAGCGAGACAGAAGAGCUCCAUUUAGUUCUACUGACGUCUGACAAUACUCUGAGGUGUUACAACCUGAAGGAGCCACAAAUUCCAACUAAACUUUUAUCAUUGUCGCAGCAGGAGGAGGACAACACAGUUCAAAGGCAGGGGCGAUCAUAUGUGGCCUCUCUGGGAGAAAUUGCAGUUGCUUUUGAUUUUGGACCCAUGGUACAAGCCUCCAAACAGAGCCAAGGAUUGCGCACUAAAGAGAAUGCAUUAGUAUACCCAUUGUAUGUUCUUUAUGAAAAUGGAGAAACUUUCCUUAGCUAUGUCAGUUUGGGUCGUAGUGGGAACAAUUUUGGGAAGUUACUUGGCCCUUUGCCUAUGCAUCCAGCGGCUGAAGAUAAUUAUGGAUAUGAUGCAUGUGCGGUGCUGUGUCUACCCUGUGUCCCAAACAUCUUGGUAAUUGCCACAGAAACUGGCACAAUGUACCACUGUGUUGUACUGGAAGGGGAAGAAGAUGAGGAGGGCAGCUCAGGAAAUCAGUGGACAGCAGGAGGUGAAGUCACGCCAUCACUCUAUGUCUUUGAGUGUGUUGAGCUUGAGUUGACUUUGAAGUUAGCCACUGGUCAGGAUGAAGACGAGCCUUCAGAUUCUGACUUCACCUGUCUGAUCAGACUGCACCGAGAUCCUCUGUGCCAAAUGAGGUAUCACUGCACCCAUGAGGCUGGUGUUCAUAGUGUGGGGCUGACCUGGGUAAACAAGCUACACAGAUUCCUUCAGUCAGAUGAAGAAGAUAAGGAUGGCCUACAGGAGCUAUCAACACAACAACCCUGCAUCGUGGAGCACAUUUUGUGCACAAGACCUCUGGCCUGCAGCACCCCAGUUGGAGUGCGAGGUUUUUGGAUUGUGUCCGAUCUUUCCCUUGGAGCAACUAUGCUGUGCAUCACUAGCAGCUAUGAGUGCAUUAUCCGCCCGCUGCUAAGUGCCACCCGACCUGCAUCUCCACCAUUGCUGUGUUCUCGCCUUGGAGAAGAUCUUGGAAGCUCACCUCUCCGUCGACUGGCAGAGGAGUCCUUUGUUCGGCAUAUUCAAAACAUUCUUCAGCGUAAUUCUGCAAAUCCUUUGGUACUUAGAUCUGGUGACAAAGACAGCAGCCCUUCAUCACCGGAGUGCUUGCAGCUCCUAAGCAGAGCCACUCAAGUUUUCAGAGAUGAGUACAUACUAAAACAAGACUUGGCACGGGAAGAAAUUCAACGCAGGGUGAAGCUGCUAUGUGAACAAAAAGAAAAGCAAGCAGAAGACCUGGAUCACUGCAUGGAGGAGAGGACUCAUUUGCGGGAAACAGCAGAGAAACUUGCUGACAAGUACGAAGACGCCAAGUAUAAGCAGGAGAUGAUCAUUAAAAGGAUAAAGGCAGUCUUGGGAAGUUUACAGUCGCAUCUUCCUGUCCUGUCAGAUUGUGAAAAGGAAAUGAGUAAAGAGCUGAAGACAAUAAAUGAUCAUUUACGGCAUCUUGACAAUGGAAUCAAACAGGUAAAAAUGAAAAAAGAAUACCAAGAUAAAGAAAUGAAAAAGCGAAAUUCUCCAAAAACUAGCCUGGUCCUUAGUGCCCACCAGAAGAAGUGUGUCCACAGCAUUCUUAAAGAAGACGGUGAGCACAUAGCUGAUAUGAUGAAGCAAAUCAAAGACGUCAAGAACCAACACAACUUUUGAAAAGAGCAAUCUCAUACCAUCUGUACAUCCGCAGUCAAGUAUUCCAGGCAUUGUUACCCUUUCCUUUUGUAUUGUGUCUCAGAAAUGUUUGCAGAUAUUUUUCUUUGUCAAAAAUAAAAUGGAUGCACUUAUUUUAAUCACAUAUAUGUGCUUGCUUGAGAAGGGUACAUAAGUGAUGCAUCUACUUAACCUCAUUCUUAUUACUGUUUGCUUAUCAUUUGUGUCAGCAAUAUUUCAAAUGCAGUAGUUUUUUGCAAUUUUCAGAGUACGAUUGACCGACAAUUAAGGCAGAAACUGGAUUUUCUAUUUUUGGAUUCUGUCACACAUUCUGUUUUUCUGAUGCAGGUCUAAAAGAAUACGUUUCAUUGCUAGCAAGGAUACAAACAAAGUAUUCGAUUGGCUAAACUGAGUAAAGAUCACACAAGUACAGGUGGGAAAUAUUUAAGAUGAGCUAUUAGUUUUGUAAUAUUUUAUACUAAAGUGAAAAUGUAUCGAGUAUAUUUUUUAAAAUGACAGCUGCAUAUUUAAUUUUUGGUUACACUGUUAAUAACUUUGUAUUUAUACUUGUCAACAGAAUAAACAACAUGCCAUCUCA